This is a messenger RNA of Caenorhabditis sp. 36 PRJEB53466, 2631 nucleotides long. Lineage: Eukaryota; Metazoa; Nematoda; Chromadorea; Rhabditida; Rhabditidae. The record is from the annotation of a GenBank genome assembly.
AUGGCUCAAGUACCUACUCAAAAGGAUGAAAAAGAAAAGAAGAACGACGAGCUGGCAACGGCCAUCCUCAAGGUAUGCACUCACUUUUUGAUAUUGGUGUUUUAAAUUCACUGACUCACAUUUUUCACAAUAUUAUGGUUUCAGGACAAGGUUCGUCCAAACCGCCUCAUCAUUGAUCAGUCGGAAAAUGACGAUAACUCGAUGGUAAUGCUCUCGCAAGCCAAAAUGGACGAGCUAGGUCUCUUCCGAGGAGAUUCUGUCGUUCUGAAAGGAAAGAAACGAAAAGAGACCGUUUCGAUUGUGAUCAACGCUGACGGAUGUCCGAAUGACAGAAUCCGGAUGAACAAGGUCAUCCGGAACAACCUUAGAAGCCGUCUCGGAGACGUUGUGAACAUCUCCAGUGCUCAAUUGGAAUAUGGAAAAAGGAUCCAUGUGCUGCCUAUCGAUGACACGAUUGAGGGACUGACUGGAAACCUUUUCGAUGUGUUCCUCAGGCCGUACUUUUCAGAUGCCUACCGCCCAUUGCACAAAGGUGAUAUUUUCACUGUGCAGGCAGCAAUGAGAACGGUGGAGUUCAAGGUUGUGGAAGUGGAACCAUCUUCCGCGUGCAUCGUGGCUCCUGAUACCGUCAUUCAUUACGAAGGUGAUCCAAUCAAGAGAGAAGAGGAGGAGGAAUCACUCAACGAAAUUGGAUACGAUGAUUUGGGAGGAGUUCGCAAGCAACUCGCUCAGAUCAAGGAGAUGGUCGAAUUGCCGCUCCGUCACCCUCAACUGUUCAAGGCUAUCGGAGUAAAGCCUCCACGUGGAAUCCUCCUCUUCGGACCACCAGGAACCGGAAAGACUCUCAUUGCCAGAGCUGUUGCUAACGAGACUGGCGCUUUCUUCUUCCUGAUCAAUGGACCCGAAAUCAUGUCGAAGAUGUCCGGAGAAUCGGAAUCCAAUCUGAGAAAGGCGUUCGCCGAAUGUGAGAAGAACUCUCCGGCCAUUCUGUUCAUUGAUGAGAUAGAUGCGAUUGCCCCGAAACGUGAGAAGGCCCACGGAGAGGUCGAGAAGCGCAUCGUGUCUCAAUUGCUCACUCUCAUGGACGGACUCAAAACUCGCGCUCAUGUCGUCGUUAUUGCCGCCACCAACCGUCCCAACUCCAUCGACGGAGCACUUCGUCGUUUCGGCCGUUUCGAUCGUGAAAUCGACAUUGGAAUUCCAGACGCCGUUGGACGCCUUGAGAUUCUGAGAAUCCACACCAAGAACAUGAAGCUCAGCGAUGACGUGGAUUUGGAACAAGUGGCCAACGAGAGCCAUGGAUUCGUCGGUGCUGAUUUGGCUUCUCUCUGCUCCGAAGCUGCUCUCCAGCAGAUUCGUGAGAAGAUGGAACUUAUUGAUCUGGAAGAUGAUCAGAUUGACGCCGAGGUGCUGAAUUCGCUGGCUGUCACUAUGGAGAACUUUAGAGUGAGUUCAUACCGUAUUCCUAACUUUCAAACUUUAAUGUGCCCUCAUCUUGGAAUUCCAAGGAUUUCGUUUUGUAAUUUAUAUAUUUCUUUUCAGUUCGCCAUGGGCAAGUCUUCCCCAUCAGCUCUCCGCGAGGCCGUCGUCGAGACUCCGAAUGUCACCUGGUCGGACAUCGGCGGUCUGCAACAAGUCAAGCAGGAGCUUCAGGAGCUUGUGCAGUAUCCGGUGGAGCACCCGGAAAAGUAUCUCAAAUUCGGAAUGCAGCCAUCUCGAGGAGUUCUGUUCUACGGACCGCCCGGAUGCGGUAAGACUCUUCUCGCCAAGGCCAUAGCGAACGAGUGUCAAGCCAACUUCAUCUCGAUCAAGGGACCUGAGCUUCUGACCAUGUGGUUUGGAGAGUCUGAGGCCAAUGUGCGUGACGUCUUCGACAAGGCUCGUGCCGCUGCGCCGUGCGUUCUUUUCUUCGACGAGUUGGAUUCCAUCGCCAAAGCGCGUGGAUCGAGUGUCGGAGACGGUGGAGGCGCCGCCGAUCGUGUCAUCAACCAGGUUCUGACUGAGAUGGACGGAAUGAACGCCAAGAAAAACGUGUUCAUCAUCGGAGCCACUAAUCGUCCGGAUAUUAUCGAUCCGGCUGUUCUUCGACCAGGACGUCUCGAUCAAUUGAUCUACAUUCCACUUCCGGACGAGGCUUCGAGACUUCAAAUCUUCAAGGCCGGACUUCGCAAGACCCCACUCGCUGCCGACUUGGAUCUCAACUAUCUUGCCAAGAACACUGUCGGAUUCUCUGGUGCCGAUCUGACUGAGAUUUGCCAACGGUAAGCCUCUGUUUUCAAUAGAUUCCUUUAACACUUCUUAUUCAGUGCUUGCAAGCUCGCCAUUCGCGAGUCCAUCGAAAAGGAGAUCCGCCUCGAGAAGCAGAAACAGGACAGCCUCGCCCGUGGAGAAGAGCUGAUGGACGACGAAGCGUCAGAUCCAGUCCCAGAAAUCACGAGGGCACACUUCGAGGAGGCGAUGAAAUUCGCCAGAAGAUCAGUCACUGACAACGACAUCCGCAAGUACGAGAUGUUCGCGCAGACUCUCCAACAAUCACGAGGAUUCGGAAACAACUUCAAGUUCCCGGGAGAGGGACAACCAACAUCAGGAAGCGACCCAGCUGCCAACGACGACGAUGACUUGUACAACUAA